AUGACGUCAUCCCGAAGUGUAACGUAGCCUCCCUUAGCGCGUUGGCCCGUUGCUGCGAUACGUUAGCGCGUCCGCCAUAUUGGAUAGGGCAACUCUGCCCCAAAUCCGCCACACACACACACACGUUAACAUUGGUAAAUUGUUUAAAAUAUUUGACAUGCAUCGUUUUCAUAAGCAUUGAUUGUUACGCAGUCUGUUUUUUUUUUUAAACGCAUUUUUUAUUUUCGCCUUCGUGACUUCUUCCACCACUGACGUCAUCCGGAAUCGGACCACGCAGGGGCGGAGCUUAGCCGAAGAUGGCGUCGCUGCGCUGCCGGCGGGACCCGUGCGGCGUCGUCUGUGUUUUUUUGACGUACUUUAGCGUGUUCUACGCGGACUACGUGGUGGUGCAGUACGUCCUCAUACCCGCGUACUCGGGCAGCGUGUGGUGUAGCCUGCACGGGUCCGCCUUCAACGUCAUCCUGCUGCUCCUGCUCGCCUGCUACUGCAAGGCGGUCUUCUCGGACCCCGGUGUGGUGCCGCUCCCUGACACGGCGCUCGACUUCUCCGACCUCCGCUCGCAGUCGUCGCGGAUGAGCGACCGGGGUUGCGAGGGCUGGACGGUGUGCAGCCGCUGUGAAACCUACAGACCCCCGCGGGCGCAUCACUGCCGCGUGUGCCAACGAUGUAUACGCCGCAUGGACCAUCACUGCCCCUGGAUCAAUAACUGCGUCGGAGAGCUGAACCAGAAGUAUUUCAUUCAGUUCCUCUUCUACACGGGCGUGGCCAGCGUGUACGCCACGCUGCUGGUGGUGUCGGCCUGGGUGUGGCACAUCCGGACUGAGAGGGACGGCGAGGCGGAGGACGCGCCCGGCAAGCACCUGAUCGUCGCUCACUUCAUCAUCCUGCUGGUGGAGUCUGUGCUCUUUGGCGUCUUCACUCUGAUCAUCUUUUACGAUCAGUUGGCGUCCAUCAUCGCCGACGAGACGCCCAUCGAGCAGAUGAGGAACCGUCUGAUGAUGAAGGAACCAGGCUCCCCGUCGUCUUCGCCGCCGCACCACGCCACGCGCAAGCCCAAACUGGCGCUACUGCGGGAGGUUUUCGGGCGAGGUGAGAUCCCGCCCGCGCCUGGCCCGCCAGCUCUCAAUUUCUGCCGUUCCUCUCCUCCCAUCAGGUUCCGUGUUCUGCUGGCUCCUCCCGCUGCACUCGGGCGGCCCGUCGGUGGGCGGCGUCGCCUACUCGGCCCUGCCGGACUAUGACGUCUGACCUCGGGAGUUCUCGGCGGACGCGUUCUACGCUCCCCGACUCCCAGGAUUCUUUGCAAACUCGUUUACUGAACUGUCGGCAUGAAGCCGCCUCGCACUGAAAACACACACACUGAGAUUCCUUUUUAAAAUGUUUGUUUGUUUUUGCAUUUUAUUUAUUUAUUUAUGUUUUUGGAUUUUGUAGGUCUUACUGACGAACUGUUGACACACAGUCUAAUUGACACAUGGUGGAAAUCUCGGGUCAGUUUUGCUUCGGCCAUGAAGCAUUUUCGAUAGCACUUAAAGUCAAUUUCCACCUUAAAUGACAAACAAUACCAGUGUUGAAAAACAAUCUCUCUCUCUAUUAUUCCCCCCCCCUUGACAUAUGGUCUAACCCAUGGGAAUUGUACCAGCAACCACCCAUCCAUUUUCUGUAGCAUUUGUCCUAAUUAGGAUCACAAGUGAGCGGUUUUAUUUGUUUGCUACCUUUUUUUGUGGUUCAAUGGAACGUUACUGACUGUUGCACGCAGUACUGUGUGAAGCUUAUUAUGAUUAUUUUUUUAAAACGUUAAAAAGGGAUUGUUGAUGAUUUCUUCUUCAAUGCUGCUAACAGUGGGAAUGUUUGUCAAUAUGUGAUCACAGUGGCCACAUCCACUUUUUAUACAGAUGAGGCAAGAGGACCUUACAAAUUUUAAAUUGGAUUUUCUACAUUUUAUCAACCAAUAAAAAUCCUUAUUUGUGCGGUU
This is a messenger RNA of Phyllopteryx taeniolatus (common seadragon), 1969 nucleotides long. Its product is annotated as zf-DHHC domain-containing protein. Gene Ontology annotation, biological process: protein targeting to membrane; peptidyl-L-cysteine S-palmitoylation. Gene Ontology annotation, cellular component: endoplasmic reticulum; Golgi apparatus. The record is from RefSeq and is a predicted model, not a curated record. The transcript is spliced from 8 exons. Gene Ontology annotation, molecular function: protein-cysteine S-palmitoyltransferase activity. Bases 297 to 1238 code for a protein of 313 amino acids. NCBI's taxonomy places the organism in Eukaryota, Metazoa, Chordata, Actinopteri, Syngnathiformes, Syngnathidae.